AUGGCGACUGUUGUAACUGGCAAAUACUGCUUCCUCUGCUCCAGUCAGAAUAUCGUCUAUUUCAACAGCCAUUACAACUUCACACUGGCUGGGACAAAGUCUGCCAUAGAACUUGACAAGGACACAAUAUCCACUCUCCCCACCUUGUCUAACAUCAAGACAAAGGCUCUUGAUACCACCCACGGUCUCCAUUCCACAUUAGUGGAUGGUGCUGUCCCUGAACUUGAGAAACUUGGAUAG
Molecule: messenger RNA, 240 nt
Organism: Penicillium hordei
Lineage: Eukaryota; Fungi; Ascomycota; Eurotiomycetes; Eurotiales; Aspergillaceae
Product: type I iterative polyketide synthase
Exons: 1
Coding region: 1-240 (79 amino acids)
Molecular function (GO): transferase activity
Source: RefSeq, a predicted model, not a curated record